GUUAUGUCCGGUGUGACGGCGUCAUUACGUUUUGAGGGAUCAGUGAACGUAGACUUGCGUGAGUUCCAAACCAACCUGAUCCCGUUUCCGCGAGUUCACUUCCCAUUGGUCAGCUAUGCGCCACUGGUUCCAGCACAUAAAGCACGGCACGAGCAGUUGACUGUGGACCAGAUAACCAGUUCAUGCUUCGAGCCAGCCAAUCAGAUGGUCAAAUGCGAUCCACGCACCGGAAAGUACGUCGGCGUCACGCUGCUCUACAGGGGAGAUGUUUCCCCCAGCGAUAUCAACAACGCUAUCGGUCGCAUCAAGAAUGCACGAAGCGUCAACUUUGUUGAGUGGUGUCCGACCGGAUUCAAG
This is a messenger RNA of Nilaparvata lugens (brown planthopper), 357 nucleotides long. RefSeq names its product tubulin alpha chain. Gene Ontology annotation, biological process: mitotic cell cycle; microtubule cytoskeleton organization. The record is from RefSeq and is a predicted model, not a curated record. The transcript has a single exon. The annotation marks the transcript as partial. Gene Ontology annotation, cellular component: cytoplasm; microtubule. Gene Ontology annotation, molecular function: structural constituent of cytoskeleton; GTP binding. NCBI's taxonomy places the organism in Eukaryota, Metazoa, Arthropoda, Insecta, Hemiptera, Delphacidae.